UCUAUGGAUAUUGUUUACGUCAGUCAUGUAGCAGCGAAAUAUUUUCAAAUCGCAAUUUCGCCUUAUUUUCAUCGUUAAACCAUGAAUAUUUAUAUCAAACGUGUGUUAUUGUGCAAUUAGUAGUUUAUAUUCACAAACUUGUGUGUGUAAAAGUGUUUUUGUAGAUAAUUAAGAACAUAACCUCUAAGAGUGUGUUGUCGUAGUUUUGUUUAGAUAUAAAAGUGUAUUUUAACAAUGGCUUUGCAAUUAUCCCGCCGGGAGGUUGAUGAAAUACGUUCCUCUUUGGACAGAGCGAUUUACAGGACGAUAGGAAAGUCGGAUAACUUGUUGCUGUCCACUGUUUCUUCAUGUCUUACCAAUGGCUAUGAGCGUCGCAAGAUUAUAGACAAGAUAUCCUCUCACAUUGACUCGAAGAAAGCGAGCAAACUAGCCGACAAAGUGCUCGCUCUCGCUCAAGAACUAGUCUCAUCGUCAAAAAGUCACAAACGAAAACACGAGCCUGAACGUGAGAAGGAUUCUAAAAAAUCCAGACACGAUGACAAAGAGAAAGACCGUCACGAUGACCGAGAUAAGCAUGAAGACAGAGACAAGGAUAGGCAUGAGGAGAAAGACAAGGAAAAAGAUAAAAAAAUAGGGAACGGUAUUGAGACGUUACCGCUGCCAGCGGCUUUGCCGGAAGGAGAGACCGUUGGGUCUAAGAUUGCUGUGUUAAGUGCGGACAGAAUCAAGCUAAUGAUGGCCAACGCUCAAAAAGAGAUCGAGGAGCGUAAACGUGCGCUCGUCGCGCUUAAAGGCGAGAAACAGAACGUGACGACCGCGGCGCAGACCGCGCAGCAGAUUAAGGUCCAGAUGCAACAGCAGAACGCCAUCCCACCGCCGAGCGUUAUUAAACCUAUGCUGUAUUCUAAACCUGUGACUCCAAUAUCGGCUGAAGAACUAGAAAAGCAGAGGAAAAUAGCUGAACUGCAGGCCAGGAUACAGAGGAAACUAGCUGGUGGCGCUUUAGCAAACACAGGCAGUGGCCCGGCGCCGCUCAUUCUGGACCGGGAGGGACGCACCAUAGAUAUGAGCGGCAAGAGAGUGCAGUUGACACAUGUUGCGCCUACGCUUAAGGCGAACAUCCGCGCGAAGCGUCGCGAAGAGUUCCGCGCUCAAUUAGCCACACCAGCCGCGGAGCUUCGAGCGGAGCCGGGCGCGUGGCAGGACCCGCGCGUGCCCUGCAAGCCGGCGCAGCGGGCCAAGCGAGCGCUCCGCUUCCACGAGCCCGGCAAGUUUAGGCAGCUGGCGGAGAGGUUAAGGAUGAAGGCACAACUAGAGAAGUUACAAAGCGAGAUAUCCCAGAUAGCCCGCAAGACCGGCAUAUCGUCAGCCACCAAGCUGGCUCUACUCGCUGCAGACGCGCCUGACUCGGACCGAGUGCCUGACAUCGAGUGGUGGGACAGCGUCAUCCUGAUGACACCAGAGGAACGGGAAGCGUCCAAGAGUGCAACAACUUCAGACACACUCACACACACACAAAGAGUGGCGGCGUGUAACACAGGCGAGGACGAUAUAGUCAACAACCUCAAUCAGAGAGCAGUCACCAAUCUAGUCGAGCACCCGCAGCAGUUGAGGCCUCCGACGGAGCCCCUCAAACCGACAUACAUGCCAGUGUUCCUCACCAAGAAGGAACGCAAGAAACUCCGUCGCCAGAGCCGCAGGGAAGCAUGGAAAGAAGAACAAGAAAAAGUUCGAUUGGGACUGGAGGCGCCGCCCGAACCGAAGCUCAGGAUAUCGAACCUGAUGCGUGCGUUAGGCACAGAAGCGGUGCAGGACCCAACCGCCAUCGAGGCGAAAGUGCGCGAACAAAUCGCUAAAAGGCAGAAAACACAUUUGGAGGCGAACAAGGCUAGAGCGCUUACUAAAGAUCAGAAGAGAGAAAAGGUGGACAGAAAACUUAGAGAAGAUACGACGAUGGGCGUGCAUGUCGCUGUAUACAGGGUAAAAGACCUGUUCGAGUGCGCUUCAGCCAAGUUCAAAGUGGAAGUGAACGCACAGCAACUGCAUAUGACGGGAUGCGUGAUACUGCACCGCGGCUGCUGCGUGAUUGUGGUGGAGGGAGGGCCGAAACAACAGGCCAAGUACAAGAGACUGAUGCUGCACCGCAUCAAGUGGGAAGACGACCUAGUGAAGGACGCGGAAGGCAAUGAAGUACCGAACUCCUGCCAGCUCGUGUGGGAGGGCGUCACCAAGCAACGCAGCUUCGGAGAGAUCAAGUUCAAGGUGUUGCCGACUGAGAAACAAGCUCGAGAGGCUUUGCAACAACACGGAGCGGAACAUUACUGGGACUUGGCUUACAGUGGCGCGGUGUUAGCCGCGCCUUCAUCGCCUUAACACGGAACUAUAAUAAACAUUUGGAAUAACGAUACACGGAGUUAUGAUAAGAAAAUAAAAUCAGUGAUACUGGAAUAA
Molecule: messenger RNA, 2451 nt
Organism: Ostrinia nubilalis (European corn borer)
Lineage: Eukaryota; Metazoa; Arthropoda; Insecta; Lepidoptera; Crambidae
Gene: Prp3
Product: U4/U6 small nuclear ribonucleoprotein Prp3
Exons: 14
Coding region: 235-2373 (712 amino acids)
Biological process (GO): mRNA splicing, via spliceosome
Cellular component (GO): U4/U6 x U5 tri-snRNP complex
Source: RefSeq, a predicted model, not a curated record